CCGAACCGAGUCGAGUCGAGUCGAGUCGUUCCACGCCAUAAAACAGACCUCCCUGGGUGAAUCGUUUGGGAGUCGUUGAGCAAAUAAGAUUAAUCAUGGCAAUGCUGAGAAGUUUUCUGCUUCUUUUCAUCAUCUUCUCCAUGGGGAAUGCAGAAGAUGAUUCAGUCAAAAAAUGCCCCACUGGAUGGACAAAUUUCGGACUCGGAUGGACAAAUUUCAAACUCCAAUGGCGAUGCUUCAAGUACUUCUCUCAGCCGGCUAACUGGAUCACAGCAGAGAGAAAAUGUCAACGUCUUGGUGCAAAUCUCGCAUCUGUACAUAAUAAACUGGAAUAUAAUUUCCUGCUGAGUCUGUUGCCGCCUUCUGCCACAAAGACUUGGGUUGGUGGUCAUGAUGGUGUACAAAACGGACAGUGGUUGUGGAGUGAUGGAACUAUGUUUGACUAUAUCAACUGGUGCCCUGGAGAACCUAACACUUACGAUCCUUCCGAGAUCUGUUUGGAGAUGAACUUUUCCUCUGACCGAUGCUGGAAUGAUGCGACCUGUUCAGACUUCAAGGGCUAUUUUUGUGUUAUGAACCAGUGAGAUCAUAUGCAGUCAUCCUGGUCCACAGUGAUUUGAUUAAACUACAUUUGCUUUUUCUGAUCUUAUCAUCUUAUCUUUACAAAAAUGUUAUUCUGAAAUCAAAUCUCUUCUAAAAUUUAAUCUACUCUCAAUAUCUUGAAACACUCCUCAAAUUAAAAUCAUUAUAUUGUGGAUAAUCAAAUUUAUGUAUAUGGGUCAAUAUCACUGUAGGGUGCCUUUUGGUGUCCAGUACAUAAAUAACUAAUUUGCCAUGAUAAAAAUGACAAUCAAAUGGGUGUGUGAUAAAAGGGUACGUUUUUAUAUUCGUAACAAAAGCAUUACUUGGCUCUUUAGAUACAUUUUCUAGAUAUUUCUUUAGUUUUGUAUAAGAGGAUGUGUGUUAUUUUGCUGUGUCCCAUGCACUGCCCUUUAAAUUUGAAUGAGAGUAAAAUAUAGUCAAAUCAUAACUUUAAAAAAUUUGUUUUCCUAUUAAUUUUUUUUUUUUUUUUUUUUUUUUGAAUAAGCGAUUACUCAAUUUGAGUGAAUUGAUCAUUUGGUAAUAAAAACAAGUUUUUUCAUGUCCCUUGAAUGGUUGUCCACCCUGUCAUACUGGAGAAUCUGUCCCUUUAAGAAAAAGCCAUCCCCUUUAGUGACAUCAGGACAACAGAUUUUUUGUCUCCUCAGUGGCGGGAAUUUCAACGGCUGAAGUGAGAAAGUUGGUGACUUUUGUUGAGAUGAGGAAAUAUGAACUCUUUACUGCCCUAAUACUUCAGAAAUCCCUUUAAAAGGUAUACAUGUGAAUUAAACAUGGCACAAUGGCCUUCAUCAUCACAGUAUGCUAAUGCCUAUCUAGUGCGAGGGAUUCAUCAAUAUGCUGAUUGAGGACUGUUGGCACACUCCAGGCACAGGAUAGUUCUGUGCCUGGAGUCGUUUACACCUCAACACACCUCAUCUGUACCAUUUGCUUCACAUGACAUGUAUGCUUUCAACUACAUGCUAUUUAUCUACUAGUGUUUUCUAACUAACUAUGUCAUGUUUGGUCUCAUCUGACAGCUUAUGAACUGAACUGAAUGGCAGUGUACUUAAAGGAGACAUUAAAGUAUCCUAAUGUACAAUCUAGGUAUUGCUUAAGCAUGCAUUGAGGAGAAUAUGCUAAUGUACUUCUCCCCCUCUUGAUCAUCACCCAUUUGCCAUAUCUUUUGGUUUCCUGUCAGUUGGUUUUGGUGUUGGUAUUCCACUCAUGUAUAACAAUGCUUUGCUCAGGGUAUAAGAAGGAAAGGUAACUGUUGUUCUGGGAGAAAGGCUUUAACCCUGCCACCCCCGCACACCGAUGCGUAACCUCUUAAUACAAGAAAGGCUUUUAAGGCCUCUUCUGCACAGCAGUGCAUUAUUCGUUACAACUAAGUUUUCUAUACAGUAUGUUGUUCCAUUCUGCUGUCUGUAUAUUUAAACAACUUAAUAAAUAACUUU
Messenger RNA from Megalobrama amblycephala (Wuchang bream), 2033 nucleotides. RefSeq names its product galactose-specific lectin nattectin-like. Gene Ontology annotation, molecular function: signaling receptor activity. The transcript is spliced from 6 exons. Bases 96 to 584 code for a protein of 162 amino acids. The record is from RefSeq and is a predicted model, not a curated record. Lineage: Eukaryota; Metazoa; Chordata; Actinopteri; Cypriniformes; Xenocyprididae.